AAAAUCCAAUAUGGAAGUAAAAAGUUGAAAGUGAAAAUUAUCACAGCAUUUUCACUGAAUGUGUUUAAAUGGGAAGAUGUGACAUGAGCAAAAAAGAUCCAAAAUGAACAUUAACUAUUCUAGUCAGACAAAGUAUUAGCCCAAGUCUUAUGAACCUAGUCUAUUCCUUCCACCAGUACACAGAAUAUGGCAGAACGAGACAAUGAACCAGUCGUGGAAUCUACAUAUUUAAUUCACGAGCCAUUAUAUGGACAGGGUAUUCUUGCCACGCUUAAUAAGUACAGAAUCUCAGGGACUUUUACUGACGCAAUCAUAACAAUUGAACAUGAGGAAUUUCCUUGUCAUAGAGGGGUCCUAGCUGCUAGCUCCCCAUACUUUAUGGCACUAUUCUCCAGUGAUUUAAAGGAGGGGAAAGAGGCAAGAGUUGUAUUCAAAGACAUGUCAGCUUGGACUGUCAAGAGACUUAUCGAAUACGCAUACAGUGGUAGUUUAGAAAUCACCGUAAACAAUGCCCAGGAGAUACUGGCAGCAGCUAAUCUUCUAGAAUUUCCUGUAGUCGUAGAUGCAUGUUGUAGGUUUCUAGAGACUCAGCUUCAUCCAACAAAUUGUCUGGGUAUUGAAAAAUUUGCUCAAUUACAUUCUUGUGAUCAUUUAGCGAAAAUUGCUCACAAGCAAGCUUUGGAAAAUUUUAGCUCUGUCGUGGAGUCUGAUGAGUUCCUUAAUUUGAGUGUUGACAUUCUAUCACACUACAUAUCAAGUGAUCAUAUAGACGUUAGGUAUGAAGAGACUGUAUAUGAAGCAGUCAUAAAAUGGAUCAAGUCAGAUAUUGAUAUUCGUGUGAAAUAUCUUCCUGAACUUCUGCAGCAUGUACGCCUUCCAACUGUUGAUCUGAAAUAUCUCGAAGACAUUGUGGAGAAGGACUCUCUUAUUCAAAGUUCUGUUGAAUGCCGAGCAUUUGUCCAAGAUGCCAAACUCUACCACGAAACAAAAACAGAUCAAAGUGGUAAGCGAAGACUGAGUAUGCAAAAGACUACUUUACCCAGACCAUCCACUGUUGCUAAGGAGUGCAUUGUGAUUGUUGGUGGUAUCGAUGUCUACAUUCAAACCAGUGUAGAAAUGUAUGAGCCACAUAAAGAUAAAUGGAGUAAGCUGCCUGAUCUCCCCGAAAUGGUAUCUUGGUAUAGUGUGUCAUCAUUACACAAUAACGUUUAUGUACUUGGUGGAAUCGUUAAUGGUCGUAUUGUGCCAACUGCCUGGAAGUUUGACUCAGCUAAACGACUCUGGUCAAAAAUAAUGCCUAUGAUUACAGCGAGAGCUAAGCAUGUUUCGACAAGCAUGGACAACAAGAUAUUUGUGUUAGGAGGGAUUAAAGCAGAUGAUACCACAGAUGUCGAAGAAAUAGAAUGUUAUGAUUAUGCUACCAAGCAGUGGAGUCUAGUCGGUAGAUCACCUAGCCCCAGGAAGCAGUCGUGUAUUGUGCCCUAUAACCAGACACUUAUUGAAGUCGGGGGAACUGUUGGAUCCAAAACAACCGAGAGUUACGUUUAUAAUGGCAAAACGUUAGUCUACAGUGGAGAACAAUUUGUACUUUCUGAAUCUAUUCAAUUCGCAAAGAUUGUGGUUCUUAAUUCAGUGUUCUUCAUUAUAUGGGAAGAUAGCAAGCAAGUUAUUGCAAUGGACCCUGUAAAGCGAACAUUCCGCCGUCUUGCAGACAUGAAUUACUCUCAUGUUCACAGUGGAAUAUGUGUAAUUGAUAACAGGAUUUACAUAACUGGUGGGCUAAUGGACAGUAAACCAAGCCAGGUGAUAGAGGUAUACGAUUCAGAGUUAGAUACUUGGACAGUUGUGAAAUCUAUGUAUCUGGCCAGAGCUUGCCAUGGAUGUGUUAGCAUUCAGAUGUAAUCUCUUCUCUGAUUGGUCGACAAAAAUUGGUGUGUUCGAGAGUUAAACUACACAUAAUAGUUUAUUAACAGUGAAUACACAUUGUCAUUUCUGGUAGAUUAGAUUAUGUAGAACAAUCAUAAAGGACCUUAGCUAUAAAUUGUUCAAAACUGACCGUUUCAUACGUCAUAUGGCAAGUAUGUACUCAAUUAGUCUCAAUCAGUUCUGAGAACAAGUCAGUAUUGUGCAAAUGUAAUAUGAUGUCACCACCGCAAAUGCAACAUAUUGUUAUAAACACCAACUUUUUGUGGACAUUGUACAUCAGUUGGGGUUCAUUCACAGUUUGGUGUCUAUAACAAAUGGCAGGUGG
This is a messenger RNA of Owenia fusiformis, 2251 nucleotides long. The record is from the annotation of a GenBank genome assembly. Lineage: Eukaryota; Metazoa; Annelida; Polychaeta; Sabellida; Oweniidae.